Solea senegalensis (Senegalese sole) is the source of this 2889-nucleotide messenger RNA. Its product is annotated as protein FAM83C-like. Lineage: Eukaryota; Metazoa; Chordata; Actinopteri; Pleuronectiformes; Soleidae. The coding region runs from base 1 to 1467 and encodes 488 amino acids. The transcript is spliced from 5 exons. The record is from RefSeq and is a predicted model, not a curated record.
AUGAGAACGUGGCGUCACCGGGGGUCUGAGCGAUCAUGUGAUACAGAUCAUAAACAGCAGUGUGCAGCUUUAUAUCCACAUAUAUCUCCUAUAUCAACAUAUAGACUCCAAAUAUACUCUAAUCAUUUAGAAGACAUCCCAGCUCACCCUGUCUGUCUGUCCCUCCAGGUCAUCGCGUUGGUCAUGGACGUAUUCACCGACGUGGACCUGCUCUGUGACCUCAUGGAGGCGUCCAACAAGCGCCGCGUCCCCGUCUACAUCCUGCUGGACGAGAAGAAGCUUGACUACUUCACGGACAUGUGCUCGGCGCUCGACAUCCAGAACUCGCACCUCAGCAACAUGCGUAUCCGCACUGUGUGCGGCGACACUUACUGCACCAAGAGCGGCAAGAAGUUCAGCGGUCAGGUGCUGGAGAAGUUUAUGAUCAUCGACUGUGAAGAGGUCAUCGCGGGGUCAUACAGUUUCACCUGGCUCUCCUCUCAGGUGCACAGCAACAUGGUGAUGCAUUUCUCAGGGCGAAUCACCGACAGCUUCGACCGGGAGUUCCGCUGCCUCUACGCAGACUCGCAGAUCAUCGACUGCUUCUACAACGCAGAGGAGGAGGGGAUGCCCUACUACCCGUCCUACCAGGCCAUGAUGACGCCAGGCAUGGGCCUGGAUUUACUCAGUGAAAGGAGGGAUAGGGUGUGUUCCGAAAACUCCAGCAGCCAAUCGAGUGACAGCGUCUCCAGUGUGAAGGCCGCGCCAGGGAUGAGCUCAAAUGUCGUCUACAAGGUCACCCAAGGUCACGACAGGAAGGAGCCCAACAGCGCCUCUCACCUGAGCCCCGAGAGGAGAGGUGGCGAACAGGCAGGAGGACACGCCCCCACACCAGUACCACGGCAUUCUGCUAACGGAGCAGCCAACCACAUCCAAGUUCCAGAGCGACCGUCGCCACCCACCUACGGUCAGCCAAUGGGCAUCGAGUGGAACAAACCCAGUGCGGCGGACGCCAUGAGGUCGAAUAUUGGUGGCACCACCUCCAAGUUUCAGGCGCUGGGUUUGUACGACCACAAACCGAGUAUGUUCCAUGGCAGCCCGAACCCCAACCUCAACCCCAGGACGCAGACGCCGUCCCCGGUCAACGACGGCAAACUCACCUCCAAACAGAGAACUCCCUCCAACCAGUUCCUCAACAAACUGUCAGACCUCUUCUUGCCGCCGUCCGGCAAAGACCGAGACAACUACAACUUCUGGAGGUCGCCCUCCCCUCAAGGCCCCUCGCCCUGGGGAGGACCCGACCUCUCUCAGACUGAGCCGGAGAGCCAGCAGAGCCCGCCUCCCCCACCCAGCCCCACAGCCGUGUGGAGCCGGCAGGACCAGAAGCGAAUGACGCUGGGCCACAGCAAACUGGACCUGGUGAACCAGUACAACAAGAUGAAAUCCAAGCAGGUUUACAGUCGGUUUGAGCUGAAGAGCACAAACUGACGGGAGAAGCUGAGCAGCUCACGCCGACCGCCUCACAUCACCUUCAAUCUUUUAUCGCGUGGAAAGUUUCGGUCAGUUAUUCCUGGAGGGAAAACGAGCCUCUUCUCUCUCACUGAGUUUUACUCACACCCGGAAAAACGCAGCAACACCACGAACCUUAAACAAAUACUGUAGAUAAUAAUCAGUCUAUGGAAAUCAUCACCUCUUCAUUCUCCAACGGCCUCGACCUGAGUCAUGUCCUCAAAUAUAAGUACAUGUUUACAGCGACUUGUAAGCUUUCACAUUUGUGCAGUUAUCCGAUUUUAUUGUGACAAUAAUUCUAUAAAUUUGCUUAAAAAUAUCUCAAAAACACACGGAAAUCACUUUAUUAUAAGUGUCACAAGGUCCUCGAAUGACUGGAAAGAUGCGGUGUGGCACAUCCACAUAAAUCAGCAGGACUGUAUGCUGGUGAUUUUCCUAUUUUUUUUAUUUAAUCCCGAUAAUAGAAAUUGUGAGUCGUGAAAAAGUGAUUCCCAUUUUCACGCCCAUCUCUACUUUAACUCAGCGUUGAGAUGAUCCCCGAUUUAAUAACUUAGGUUUCCUAACAGCGCGUAACUCAAUGUUCUGUCCUUUUUCUGUUGUUGUUUUUUUACUACUAAUUUAGGACUAGCAUUUAUAUCCACCUCGAGGGCGGGGCCUCUUCCACGGAACACGCCAUGUUUCUGCAUUAGUGAACCAAAAAAAACCAACCACCAGAGCGCCUUAAUUGUUUUUCCGUCACCUGAAGGCCUUGUACGUUCCUCUCGGUGCUUGGUGAGGGGAGCGGUAUUGUGCUGAUGUCUGCAAUACAUAACUUCACCACUGGAGGCCGCUCUGAACCACACACUGGACCUUUACUGUAAGUUUCUUACGCGACGUUUUUUAACUCCUCAUGCUGCACAUUUGUCUUUGCAGUAACUUUGUGUAUCUGUAUAGUUAUAAGUGUAGUUAACGCUAACUGUGUCAUUUGCGUAAAUAUUCGAGUUGUUUUUGGCGACGUCGUUUUCCACGAGAACAAAAGGAGAAUCUGACAUUUGCUGAGUAACGCUGGUUGAUGACGAUUCAUGUUUUUGAUACGCGGUAUGUUGUGUGUUUUUGUUUACGAAACUUUCCAUUUGGCAGUGUUGUCUUUUCUUUUUGUUUGUGUGUUUGUUUGUUUGUUUGUUUUGCGUUGACUAAUGUACAUUCUGUUGUAAAUAGUACCAUUAACUGGCAGGAUUUCGGGUUAUUGUUUUAUAACAAAGAAGAAGAAGAAAAAAAACACUCCCUUUAACUGGUUUGUUUAUGUCAUUUUAUUUUUACAGUGUAUGAUUAUUUUCUGGAGAAUGUGAAGCGUCUGUGAAGAUGCUGGUAUUACUUUGUAAGAAGAACAUUUAAGGAUUUAAUAAAAACUGUUGAAAGAGA